Messenger RNA from Siniperca chuatsi (mandarin fish), 6487 nucleotides. RefSeq names its product calcium channel, voltage-dependent, alpha 2/delta subunit 4a (gene cacna2d4a). The transcript has 42 exons. NCBI's taxonomy places the organism in Eukaryota, Metazoa, Chordata, Actinopteri, Centrarchiformes, Sinipercidae. The record is from RefSeq and is a predicted model, not a curated record. Gene Ontology annotation, cellular component: voltage-gated calcium channel complex. Gene Ontology annotation, molecular function: voltage-gated calcium channel activity. Bases 1248 to 4715 code for a protein of 1155 amino acids.
AUUAUAAGAUUGUGUCCGUCAAGUGCGUUUUCCUUCACAAAUCACGACAACUACAACCAUCCCACCAGGACUCUCUUCUUUUUCCUCCUCUUUUGCUCUAAAUUUCCUUUCCUUCCAAUCCAAUUUCAUCCCAUUUUUACAAUUUUCUUCUUAUUUUUUCGUAUUUUUCUUUCCUCCUUCUUUCCUCUUUUCACCCUUCCCCUUCCCAUGACAGAUUACUACACUUAAUUCUUACUACCACCACCUUUCCCUCUGUCCAUUCUUUCUCUCAGUAAAAACAGAGUGAGAGAAAUAUAGCAGAGAAGUACUGUAAGAGAAAUGGAGAGAAGAAGGGAGAAAUAGCAGAUGAGGAAAAGCCUGAUGAGCACGAUCAAGAGAUGAAAGACGGAGAGAGAGUACCAAAGAGAAAACUAGGACUAGAAAGACAGUGGGUCAAAGAGCGUUAGAGAAAAGACAAGGGCAAGAUAGAGUUAGAGAGAGAUAGUGUUUGUGUUAACGUGUGUGUGUAAGAGAGAGAGCGAGAGGGAUGGAGAGAGAAAAGGAGGGAUGGAGGGAGGAGGGGUUUAAUCCUGCCUGGAUUAUGGUAUAAACUGGUGCUAGAGAGCAGGAAGCGAUACGCUGGAGAUAGAGAGAAAGUCCCACUAUCCCUCCAUCCAUCACUCCAUCCAUCUUACUCUCCAUCCGGUAGUGUAAUCGUGUCCCAGUGCUGCAUGAUUGUGGUUUGGAUCCACCAGAAUGUGAGGUCAGCAGCAAGGAAUCAUUUAGGAAAGGACGGCAGAAAAAACUGAAGUCUCUUUGGGAAUAUGUGUGGGUGCGUGUCCUGCUUGGGAAUACUUUGCUGUCAUAACAAGGACUGAACUCGUGUGAAGACAGAAGUUCACCAGGACGACCCAAGUCUUUCAUCACUCUCCUUUUUUCCCCCGGCAUCCUGUAGAUCCAAGAGAGGGAGCAUGGAGGAGAGAAGUGGAUGAUGGGAGGAGUAGAAAUAGGAUUAAGAGGUGUAGGAAUAUGGCGGGACUCCAUCAUGACUCCCGGUGCGCAGAGGUGACCUUUGACAUUGGAGACAAGAGCUUUCUAGACUCUAUUGUAUGCCGGGGUAACCAUCUGAGCUGACAUCAAAUUAUCAGACACUGUAUUUGUCAUCAGUCAUAUUUGAACUUUCUUUCUACACCCACAUGUCUCAAAGGGAAUGGUUUUAAAGCUUUGACCACAUGACAUAGAGCCAGCGUAAAACAACUGGUGGACUGAUGCAGAUCGCAGCAGCUGCAGGGAUGAACUGCUGGAGCUGGGGAAACGCUGGGAAUGCCAGUAAAUCAGACAGAAGUGGGCCGCACAGAGGGAGGCUGAUGACGCUGCUGUGGAUUAUCCUCUCCAGCUCGCUGUGCCUGAUGGUCGACGGCCAGAUGAAGAUCUCACCAGAAACGGUGCAGCAGUGGGCUGUAUCCUUUGGCAAAGAGAUAGCUGCCCUGUCCGCCAGAUACUCUGGAGCCAAACUGCUACAGAAGAAAUACAAGGAUAUUGAGGGUGUGGUGAAGAUAGAGGAGAUGGACGGAGAGGAGCUAGUAAAAAAGUUUGCUGAGGAGAUGGAGGAAAUGCUUGGGAGGAAGAUGAAAUCUGUGAAGAGGUUGGCAGAAGCAGCAGAGGAUGCUGACCUUUAUCACGAGUACAAUGAAACACUGAAGUUUGACUACUAUAAUUCCAUGCUGAUCAACACGGUGGAUGAGGAUGGGAAUCCGGUGCCUCUGGGGGGAGAAUUCUCACUGGAAACAAAUGAGCACUUCAAUAAAAUGCCAGUCAACACACAACAGAGUAACAUACAAGUCCCUACUAAUGUCUACAACAGAGAUCCAGAUAUUUUGAAUGGAGCCUAUAUGUCCGAAGCUCUGAAUGACGUGUUCGUUGAUAACUUCCAGAAAGAUCCAACUCUCACCUGGCAGUACUUUGGUAGCGCUACAGGCUUCUUCAGGCUGUACCCAGGGAUCCAGUGGAUUCCAGAUGAAAAUGGUGUGGUCACCUUUGAUUGCAGAAACAGAAACUGGUAUAUCCAGGCAGCCACGUCACCAAAAGAUGUGGUGAUCGUGGUGGAUGUCAGUGGCAGUAUGAAGGGACUCAGACUGACCAUAGCCAAACACACCAUCAAUACAAUCCUGGACACACUGGGAGAAAAUGAUUUUGUUAACAUCAUAGCUUACAGUGACUAUGUUCGCUAUGUGGAGCCCUGCUUCAAGGGCAUACUGGUACAAGCUGAUCUGGAUAACAGAGAGCAUUUCAAGCUUUUGGUUAAAGAGCUUCAUGUCAAAGGAGAGGGCAAAGUGAAAAAUGCAAUGAAGGAGUCUUUCAAGAUCCUCAACGAGGCUGCAGCGCUGGGCCAGGGCAGCCUGUGUAACCAGGCCAUCAUGCUGAUAACAGACGGAGCCAUGGAGGACUUCCAGGAUGUUUUUGAAGAGUUCAACUGGCCAGAACGGCGGGUUCGAGUGUUCACCUAUCUGAUUGGACGAGAGAUGACAUUUGCUGACAAUGUUAAAUGGAUUGCCUGCAACAACAAGGGUUACUACACACACGUCUCCACACUUGCUGACGUCCAGGAAAACGUUAUGGAAUACCUCCAUGUUCUCAGCCGGCCAAUGGUCAUCAACCACGAUCAUGACAUCAUCUGGACUGAGGCCUAUAUGGACAGUGUGUUCCCGAGCACACAAGAGCUGUUCAACACUCAGGCCCAGAGCCUGCUCCUUAUGACCUCGGUAGCCAUGCCUGUGUUCAGCAAGAAGAAAGAGACUUUGUCUCAUGGGAUUCUGCUCGGAGUGGUAGGAACUGAUGUGGCCUUAAGAGAACUGAUGAGAUUAGCUCCAAGAUACAAGCUUGGUGUCCAUGGUUACGCGUACCUCAUCACCAACAACGGCUACAUCCUAUCUCAUCCUGACCUACGACCUCUGUAUAAGGAAGGGAAGAAGCUAAAGCCAAAACCCAACUAUAACAGUGUUGAUCUGUCAGAGGUGGAAUGGGAAGACACUGAGGAGAAACUGAGGACAGCCAUGGUUAAAGGAGAAACUGGAACGAUGUCUUUAGACGUGAGAACUUCAGUGGAUAAAGGAAGGAGAGUGAUGUUCCUGAAGAAUGAUUACUUCUACACUGUCAUCAAUGAGACACCAUUCAGUCUGGGUAUAGUGUUGACUAGGGGAUAUGGAGAGUAUAUCUUCAUCGGAAAUGUCUCUGUUGAGGAGGGUCUCCAUGACUUACUGGCCCCAGACCUGACCAUAGCCAGUGAAUGGACCUACUGUGAGACAGACAUUGACCCGGCCCAUCGUAAGCUGAGCCAGCUGCAGGCUGUGGUGCUGUACCUCACUGGCAAAGAACCAGAUCUGGAGUGUGAUGUGCUGUUGUUGCAACAAACUCUAUUUGAUGCUGUGGUCACAGCUCCUAUGGAAGCCUACUGGACCGCCCUCAUGCUCAACACUUCUGGUAUGGACGAGGGGGUAGAAACAGCGUUCUUGGGGACCCGUUCAGGUCUGCUGAGAUUCCAGAGAUACACUGGUAUUGAGAAAAGAACUGCCAAGUCUUUCCUGACCUCCACAGACAAGGAGAAUAUGUUCACAUUGGACCAUUUCCCAGUGUGGUACCGCAGAGCAGCCGAGUACCCAGCUGGACAGUUUCUAUACUACAUGCCCAGACAGGAGACUAGAGAUAAAUUCAGGGACUAUGAGGCUGACUAUAGCGCCACCUUGAGUGCAGAGGGAGGGAGAAAACGAAGGGAAGCGGAUGAGGAGGAUGAGGCAGGGAGGAUAGUGAUUGCUACCACUGCUGUCACUGUUACGGUGAGCAAGAAAACUGCCAUCGCUGGAGCCAUCGGUGUCCAGAUGACUUUGGAGGUGAUUGAGUCCAGAUUCUGGGCCAUCGCAGCACAACCAAGUGACACAGAUUGCUCUAAUGUAGAGGGGACUUGUCCUCUUCGGUGUGACAGCUUUGAUAUCGAGUGCUACGUGAUUGACAAUAAUGGCUUUGUCCUAAUUUCCAAACAGCGCAAUGAUGCGGGAAGAUUCUUUGGCGAGGUUGACGGAUCAGUGAUGACCACACUAAUCAGAAUGGGCAUGUUCAAAAGGGUGUCCUUGUUCGACUACCAGGCCAUGUGUAAGAUGAACUUGCACUCUGUCAGCAGCGCCCGUCCACUUCUCAGUCCGUUCUAUGGUUUGGCUUCAGCCCUCAAGUGGUUCCUCUCCAACUUCCUGCUGUUUCUCCUGGAGUUUAAUAUCUGUGGCUUCUGGCACACGGAGCAUUUCGCUGAUGCCAAGCCAUCUUUCAGUGUGUCCUCAGCUCAGAAGAAAAAAGGGGACAUCCUGCAGCCGUGUGACACCGAGUACCCCAGCUUCGUCUACGAGCCGUCAGUCAAAGAGACCAACAGCAUUAUUAAGUGUGGACGCUGCCAGAAGAUGUUUGUGGUGCAACAGAUACCAGAGAGCAACCUGUUGAUGUUGGUGGUGCAGGCAGACUGUGACUGCUCCAGACAGUACCCACCCAUUACCAUGGAGCCCAAGGAAGUCAAAUAUAAUGCCUCAGUGAAGUGUGACAGGAUGAGGUCCCAGAAGAUUCGCAGACGCCCCGAGUCCUGCCACGCCUACCACCCCCAGGAGAACGCCAAUGAUUGUGGAGGAGCUGUUGUUAUAUCUCUCUCUGCCUCUCUCUUCCUCACCUGUCUCUCCUUCUCGUCACUUGUCUCCUGAUGAUGGACAACAUUGCUGUUUCUCAUAUAAAGGAGGAGAUUGAAAUUAAUCAAGAAAUGUGUUUGGACACAGGACACCUCGAGUGGAUUUUUUUAAGUACCUAAUACUGCACAUUUUGCUCAUGACAACCACAAAUCUAGUCUCUUAAUGAUGGACCUUUGAUGUGGUUUUUGAGCAUUUACUCCUGGAAAUUAUUACAUCUGAACUGAAAUCUGCAAAGAAAGCAAGUUAAUUGUUGUUGCCAUGGAUACUUUUCCAUUAGUUACUUUCUCAUACACCACUUUGCAUCUCAAAAUGAAAAGGGACUAAAUAGAUGCAGGUGGUAGCUAUGACGUGCAUUGAUAAAAGGGGAUUAUGAGUCACAAGAUGCAACAAAGUCCAGGGGGGGAAAAUAUGUCUCUCAUUUACCAUAUCCCACUGAACUGAGUAUUGCAGACACAAGUGCAUAUUAUAUAUGCAGCUGCAAGCAUGCACACCUCAAAUACUUUAUUAUCCUGAAUGCUUCAUCUACAGACUAUCAUACAUGCUCUUUUAAACGCUGAAUGAGAGAAGGGAGAGAAGGGCUACAGCAAUAUACGGUAAGCAUUGUUGUGUGAUCAGUGUUGCUGCUAGAAGUCAUGUUUUACAAGUUUUUUUGCAAUAUUAAUUUCUCUGAAUCGUCUGCAAAUCUCAGAGGGUGAUGGCUCAGUGCCAAGAAAGUAAUAGCAAAUACAAAAAUGUAAUAAAGAUAAUCACAAAAUCAGAAUGGGAAGUUCCUUCAGGAUCUAAUGUUUUGAGUUUUUACUUGGUUGACAACCCUAAAAACAUUUGUUUCUGUGACAUAUCUUUUAAAAAAAUGUCUGCCUUUCUGUCUUUAUCAGCUGUGUCUUUCUGUGUGUUUGUGCAUACUGUAUGUAAUUAUGUUUGUCUAUUUGGCUGGACAUCGUUGUGGAAACAGGGUGUAGAUCCACAAUCAACAUGGAUAACACAAUGAUGAACUUAAAUCCAAAAUGUGUUUAGAUAAUAUUUUUUCAUGCAGUUACAUGGUUUCAAUGCAAAUCUAGUACAUAUUGUAUACCCUGCAAAAGAUGCUCAUAAAUGUUUCUGGAAUUAAAACAAAAGGUGUCUUUUGAGGCAGUGACAAUGCAUUUCGGGGAGACUGUAGUUUUUGGAUACUUAGGCCCCAAGGUCAUGCAACUGCUACUUAUUACUUUGCAUAAAUAACAAUAUAAUUUUAUAAAUUCAUGAUUGAAGCAAAAAAAAGGAAUGCGCUCUGGGAAAUAAGAUUGUCAUUAUGGAAAAAACUGUUAAAUUCUUAUUGUGUAAUUGCCUAAUUUUGGAAAUGUCAUAUACUGUAUGUAACUGCAAUGUAAAUUAACAGUGUAAAUCCAAUUGCAUAGGGUAUUUUUGUAUUUGCUUGUGUUUCAUAUUUUGAACUUCAGCAUUUCAUUGUAUUUUGGGCUGUGAGUGUCCCUGUAACUUUUUCUAUGCUAUUUCUGAAUCAACUUACAAAGCAUGUCUUUAAGUUGAGCUUACUCUGAUGACAAAAUUGCCUGAGAAUUUGCCUGUUUAUGUAAUAGACUCAGAUACAUAUUGUGUGUGUGUGCAUCAUUACAGUAUGAUCUGUCUUGCUUAGAGUAAUUUCAUUCAUCUGUCUCAUUUUUGUUUAUAAUUUCCACUAUACAAUAUUCUGUAUAUUAUAUGGUUGACAUAUGUCCACGUUGUAUGUUGUUUGACUGAAGCCAUGAUUUGUACCAAGUAAAUUAAAUUAUCCAUAUAGUUUUUGUACUGUA